UCCUGGUCCCGGUCUGAGAUCCAGCAACCGGAGCACCGGGGGUGAGGGCACCGCACGCAACUUCGGGGCGCGGAGCGAGUCUGCGGGCCCGGUGCCCUCCUCGUCCCGGUUCCCGGUACAGAGCCCGCCAUGCCCUCCGCUUACCCGCAGCGGGCCCUGACGGUGCUGUUGCUCUUCGGCACCUUGGCCGCCGCCAUGGCCCUGCUCGCCUCCAGCCUCAUCUUCCAGCUGCCGUCGGGCCGGGUCGGUCCCGCUGCCGGUCCCGGUGCCGGUCGAGGGGCUCUGCCGGAGCCGGCGGCCGCCGUGCUGCUGCCGGUAUCGGCCGUGCUGGCCGCGCUCUGCCUGGUGCUCAACGUGAGCUGCCUCCUCCUCUGCCUCCUCCACGGCUACUUCAGCACCGAGCUGUGCCGGGGGCAGCCCGGGCCCGACCGGGCAGACUGGUUCCUGCUGGACAGCCGCACCGUGCGCCACGCUGCCAUCGGCCUCUUCUGCUGCGGGGUCUCUGUCUACCUGACAGCUCUCGCCAUCUACAUGCUGCUGCUGUUUGAGCUGGAGGCCGGCAUCGCCAGCGCCUGCAUCCUCUCCUCUGGCAUCAUUGUCCUGCUCAUCACGGUCACACAUGCCCUGGUUCGGGCUUCCCAGGUUUCCCGGCGCGGCCGCUCUGAGGUCUCUCACACCCUGUAUGAGAACGACUCUGCCCAGCACGGUGACCCCUCCACCAGUGAUCUCAACAACAAGAACGUGGCUGCGCCCCGGCCUCGGCCUGAGAUCCACCGGGAAUUCUCCUUCCCUCCUUUCCUGGAGCGCAAAUCCCAGCUGGGCUCCCCGGCCAGCAGCAACCUCACCUCCUCCGGCAGCCCCGGGAAGGAGAGCUACAACCUGCCCCGAACACACAGGACACUGUCAGCAGAGUCGGGUCUGCUGCAGGCACAGGGCAAGCCCUGGAACAGCAUCACACAGGAGAUGAGGAACCUGAUGUCUCGCAAACCUGGAGCCUCGGGCAAGGACUCGACUCUGGUGUGAGUGGAAGUGGGACCCCUUCUCCCCAUCUCCUCCCAUGGGACCCGCAAGCACCAGGGCUAAGAUCUGCAUCUGUAUUUAGAGCUUAACGUAGGUCUUGUCUCACCAGAGCAGGGGGUGGCUGUGUUCCCACCAUCGUGCUUGGGGGUCUGUGCAGCCGCUGCCUGAUGCUCUUUGAUUUAUGGAGAAGACACCACCUCCACUCAAAGCCAAAAGUCCUCGGCUGUAACUGCAGCAAACAAAUAUGUGGGUGAGAAGAAGCAAGUGGACCUUGUCCAUAAGCAGACCUACUCUCCUUCUCCAGCAGAUCCCAGCCGAGCUCUCUAUCCAUCACUCCCUGUCCUUCUGCUGCCUCCUUCCUUCUUCCCCCCCCAUCCCAGGAGCCAUCACUACACCAAGGCAGAUCAUACAACCACCCAUCGGGGCGCAGCCAGGCAGGGGGUAAGAAAACAAGGAAGAUUGAGGAGCAAGUGAGCUGGAAGCAGAGGAGUCUGCAGGCCACAGAGGGUGGGUUUGGGGCAGCAGAGAGCCUGCAGCUUGGUCACCAGCAUGUCUGCUCUCUGAGCAGAACACAGCUUGCUGAGCAGGGCCACCAACAGCUCUCCACAAGGAAAGGGUUGUGCUGGAGCAGCCCUGGCUUUGCUCAGCAGUGGAGGCACCUCAGAAUUACCGGGGUGCCCCCAGAGCAGGGCAGGCUCUCACAGCUGAGGUUCUCGAAGGGGUUUGCAUUGGCGCUGCUGCAUGCAGGGCAGAGCACAGGUACUAAAGGCAGUGCUGUUGCCAUGACACACAAGUAGGUUCAGCUCACUCUGUCCCUCUGACCAACACCUCACUGGUUACUCACAGCUUCACACCAGCCCUGCCCUGGCCCACAGCAGCAGCACAGGUGGUUCUUCCCCAAUUCCUUAUCAUUCAGCAGCUACUAAAGCAUUUCAGGGAGGGAAAAGAG
This is a messenger RNA of Neopsephotus bourkii (Bourke's parrot), 1969 nucleotides long. It is a transcript of the gene TMEM221, whose product is annotated as transmembrane protein 221. The record is from RefSeq and is a predicted model, not a curated record. The transcript is spliced from 3 exons. NCBI's taxonomy places the organism in Eukaryota, Metazoa, Chordata, Aves, Psittaciformes, Psittacidae. Bases 130 to 1023 code for a protein of 297 amino acids.